AUGACUCAGGGACAAUCACUACUUAUUUCUAUCAAUAGAAAGUGUUGUGUCAAUAGCGCAGCCAAGAUCUCGCCAAUCGUUAACUUCCAAGAGGAGAAGCUCCAGAAAGCGGCAGCCAGGAAGCCUCCGGCAGCGAAACCCCAGCUUUCCCCGCGUGGUUCCGCGGGGCCGGAGCUGGUCCCGGGUCCGAGCCGCGCCGUCUCCUCCGCAGCUGCUCUUCCUUGCUCUAGGGCGCGGGGCCGAGUGCUUCCGGCACCCCGGAAUCCCUGUGGCCAAACGGAGUCUGGACCACUAGGAAGACGCCAGCAGGUGUCCGCAGGCCUCUCGGAAGCAGCGCGGGCGGCGGCGGGGCGGUGUGAGCACCGCAGGGCGGCGAGCCCAGCGACCCGCCGGCGCGCGAGUUCCGGCUGCAACCUCGCUGGCGCCUCCCGGAGCGCGCGGAGACCUUGCUCGGGCGCCGCGCCGCGUCCAGGCGGCCUCCGGGCGUGGCGCCCGGGACCAAACUUCCAGGGAGGAGCGGUGGAGUGUAAGGAGUGUUUCUGGAAGACUCCAGCGUCUGCGACUCCUCCAGCGGCGCGGGUUCUCGCCGCCCAGGCAGGCGCGGGCCCGGAGCGCGCUGGGAACAGCGGCGCGCGCCCUGCUGGUCCCUCCCCUUUGCGAGCCGGCGAUCGUGCGGAGGUCAACACUGAGGUCAGCUGUGCCGGGGCCGGGCGUGCACUGGGGGGCUGCACGGGGAGAACGCAGCGGCCGCGAGCCCGCGCCGGGAGGCGGCGGAGGAGCGCAGAGAUGCCAGCGAGGGCCUUGCGAUCUGCACGCCCCUGCCGGUGGCGGUCCGCAGCAGCCCAGGGUGCUACCUACCCGGCCUGUGCGGUGUUCCCUCCAGACUGCCCGGCUCUGACUCAGGGCGGGACUUGAUGGAAAAGAAGUUUCUAAACAAGCAACACAGUUUCUCCAACUUAUUGGAGGAGCUGCCUAGAGGUCGAGCAACAAAAACCAGCCAAGGUUUUCCUGCAAUUGACAGUGUUAUUGAAACCUGGGAA
Eptesicus fuscus (big brown bat) is the source of this 1040-nucleotide messenger RNA. RefSeq names its product transcription initiation factor TFIID subunit 4-like. The transcript is spliced from 4 exons. The record is from RefSeq and is a predicted model, not a curated record. The coding region runs from base 1 to 915 and encodes 304 amino acids. NCBI's taxonomy places the organism in Eukaryota, Metazoa, Chordata, Mammalia, Chiroptera, Vespertilionidae.